Messenger RNA from Nylanderia fulva, 3181 nucleotides. RefSeq lists its product as uncharacterized. The record is from RefSeq and is a predicted model, not a curated record. NCBI's taxonomy places the organism in Eukaryota, Metazoa, Arthropoda, Insecta, Hymenoptera, Formicidae.
UGGGGUAAGUUGCGCCGCGCGCCGACUCGUCUGGCCCUUCUCGCUCGCAACGAAAGAGUACACACGUCGCUCCGCGUGCAUCCCUCUCAUUCUCAUCGUUACCGGUAACGAGAGAGAAACGCAAUUCCCCGGCACAACUCGUGGAAAAAAAAAAAAAAAAAAAAGAGAAAAGGAAAAAAAAUUAAACGCUCGCGGGGUGACGCAGGUGAAUGUAUCGCAAGUGAUCGCGAGUUUUUUUUCCGCGAACUUUUUCUCUCCCGAUCGGUUUCUCUCCGCGCUCAAUUCUUUCGCGACCGAGAGGGGGUGGGAGGGGAGAAAAAGAGAAGGGUUUCAUUCUCCGAUUUAUGACGACGAAUGGAAGAAAACGGUACCGGUGGUAGAGACGCGGAUCGCGUGUGAAUGCGAGCGGAAAGUGAGCUUGGUCAUGUUGAGGGGUAAGAGAAUGUCACCGUGAUGUUACACCGAAGCGCUUCGUCGCGGCGCCGACGAGCGUCGCCAAGCGUGGCUAACUCGAGCCAGCCGGUAGGGGUGUCUUCGACGAUGCGAGGUCGACGUGCAAGCGUCGCUACCGAAAAGCCUCUCAUUUUGCCAAGCAGCCCCGGCGAAGCGAUGGAAAGACAGAGAUCGCCGAGGGGUAGCAUGGUCCCGAAUAUCGCUCUGGAUACUGAGAGUGACUCCCCUGAUGAGGGAAUCAGUCGCAGAAUUUUGCCAGAUCUCGAACAGUAUGGCGCCAGUCGCAACUCUCUGGUGCCCGAGGCAAGCCGCAGCCCACGAAAUUCUCUGAUACCUGACGAUUACUGUAGAAGCCCGCGGGGUUCUCUCAUACCGGAUUCCAACAGGAGCCCGCGAAACAGUCUAGUACCCGAUGUGGUGCGUUCACCGCGAUGUAGCCUCACGCCGGAAGUAGCGUUAAGUCCGCGUCACUCGCUGGUGCCGGACUCGUCGCUCAGUCCCAGGAAUUCGCUUGUACCGGACGUAACUUACAACCGAAGUCCGCGAAACAGCAUAGCGAUCGGCUCGUCUAGGAUUUCUUUGCUACCGGAAAAUGGUAACGCACUCGCGGCUGCUAUCCGUAGCCCCAGGCACUCGUUGGUACCCGACUCGACGAGGAGUCCGCGCGGCAGCAUGGCGAAUCUGGAUUUCGAUCGAAGUCCGCGCGGCUCGAUUUGUCCGGACGUGCACAGAAUACCGAGAGCAAGUAUCACGCCGAUGGAUGUAGAUAGAAGUCCCCGCGGUUCGAUAGCCUCCGAGUGCCUGAAUCAGAGUCCCCGCGGUUCGAUCGCACCAGAUCCCAACAGAUCGCCCAGAGGAUCGAUAGCGCCAGACCCCGCGAAUCGGUCUCCGCGUGGAUCGAUAUGUCCGGAGAGUAACAGGAGCCCGAGAGGAUCGAUCGUGCCGCACGAUCAGACGAAUCGGUCGCCUCGCGGCAGCAUAGGUGUAAACGACGUUGAUAGACAUUCGAGGGGUUCUCUUGGAGCGAUUAACGACGACGAGAGUAGAAGUCCCAGAGGGAGCAUUGGGCCUGAAGGGAUCGAUAGGAGUCCUAGGGGGAGUCUCGGUGGGCAUCAAGAUAGAAGAGCGCCACGAGGCAACUUGGGUUUACAAGAUCCUAGAAGAGCUUCUGCAGAUCAAGGGAGCACGAGAAACCGAAGUUCCUCGCCUUAUCGCCAAAGAGAAGUGAGCUCGGGAAGUGUCAGAUCGGGCGGAAGCGGAGCCGCACAGGUCAAUCUGGGAUAUGGGACAAACGCCUGGGCUGAUUCCAGGCGAGCCAGCAGUUCCGUUUCGCAGCUUUCAGGCGACGAGUCGCGACGGCUUUGCGCCAGCGGUGCGAAGGCACCUGAAAAGGGCGAUGCGGAAACCGCGAAUCUCGGUGUUGCGACUUACGGUUCGGUCGUAUUUCAGCUGAAAGACGCUCAUCUAGAGGCAAACGGUAUCUGCGAUUUCGUCUUUCGCGCCUUGAGAGUCAUCAGCAAGACGAUGACAUUCACCAUAUGUCUGACCUGUCUGUCCACUGUGCCUAUCUUGAUGUUCAUCUUUGGUGUACAGUUCAUUAAGGAUUGCCCGAAAGAGCCAUACAUUCCUGUCUAUAUGCUGAUCGGAGGAGUUCUGGGCGCCGUGCGCAUGUUCUGGGCGCUUUAUUCGCAGAUACGCUCUCGCAGGCCGGAAGUGAUAUCCGUUCCCGGCGUCAGACCAGUCUCACCUAUGAAAUUACUCUCCAUAGCUUUAUCGUGCUUCCUGGUCGCAUGGUUCGUGUUAGGACAUUAUUGGAUACUGCAUAUAAUGUGGCCGGAAUACGAAGUUUCGUUGUACGCGCCCAAUCGAUGGUGUCACAAAACGCUCUAUAUUUUUUCUUUAAUUCAUCUGUGCGUGGUGUACGCGGUUGUAUUUGUAAUACUAAUAGUGGCGAUCGGUCUGGCUUUCUGCAGAAUUCUGGAAUGCCCUUUACCAGAAAGAUACAAAUAACCACGGCGAUCCGUUCGCCAGAAUAAAAUCCGUGAGAAGAAGAAGUCGACGGCCGGCGGCAGAGGUGGAGGCUGGCGUCUAGACAGACAUAAGGUCCUGGAGGACCUGCAGGAGGAGGUGGAUGACGACGAUGACGAACAAAGCGAGGACAGGGAGGAAGGCAGUAACAAGAUCGUGCAGGAGGUGAAGUAUUGCAGCAAAGUGCAGUUUCGUGCGCCGGAUAUCAUCGAGCUAUGAUAAAUAAGCGAUGAUGCGUCUUGCUGCCGGUGGCGGAAGAACUCGGGAGGAAGAGGCUCGUAAUCUUAAAAGUUUGCCACGAUAACGAGGACGCUGGCCGCGGGGGCAGAAUUUGCGACAGGAAGCUCUCUUCGGAGAGACGGAAAAGGGAAAACGAAUAACGAGGUCGCGAGAGGAAAGAUAGAUCGACGACGGGGGCAUCUUUCGUGAAUAAUCGAGGUCUUACCUCUGACACGUGCGAGAUCCCGAGAUCUUCGUAUUUUUCGCAAAGGAGAUCGGUGAAUGUGACGGAGAAGGUGGGUAUCCGGAUCGAUCGCGAAGGAAUUAGCCGCUUGACGAGGGUAAUGGAAUCUACGCAUGUAAUUGUGACUCCAUUCAUUUAUAUCCCAAUUCAUUUUGUGGACUGUGUGAUGUGGAAGAGAAGAUAGUAUAAUUGAUAUUUUGUAACAAUAUUGGAGCAAUAUUAAAUGCAUGGUGAGAA